Darwinula stevensoni is the source of this 823-nucleotide messenger RNA. The record is from the annotation of a GenBank genome assembly. Lineage: Eukaryota; Metazoa; Arthropoda; Ostracoda; Podocopida; Darwinulidae.
CAGCAUGGCUGCCUGCAGCUGCAUGUAGCACGCGGUAGUACAUUCCCGUGAUCAUGGCAGAGGCUGUAGGAGAAGCCUCUCCUGUUGACAGACUCAAGGAUGGUAUGAAUCCUUUUCAGGGAGUCACAAUUGUCAAACCCAUUGUGUAUGGGAACUCCGCUCGAUAUUUUGGGAAGAAAAGGGAUGAGGAUGGCCAUACACAUACAUGGACUGUCUAUGUGAAACCUUACAACAAUGAAGACAUGUCUGUGUGGGUGAAAAAGGUACACUUCAAACUUCAUGAAAGUUAUACAAACCAGAAUCGGGUGGUGACCAAGCCUCCAUAUGAAGUAACAGAAACAGGAUGGGGAGAGUUUGAAAUUAUAAUCAAGAUCUACUUCCAUGAACCAUGCAACGAGAAACCUGUGACAUUGUUUCAUAUCCUGAAGCUCUUUCAAACAGGUUCAGAAAAUAACCCAGGGAAGAAAACCCUUGUUUCUGAAUUUUAUGAUGAGAUCAUCUUUGUGGAUCCAUCCCCACUGAUGCAACAGCUCCUCACUAGCACUCGACAGUUGACCCUAGGCCCCUAUAAGCAUGAAACUGAUUUUGAAGAGAAUGAGAAGAAGACACUCAUGGCAAUUCGUGGUGGGAAGGAGAAGAUCUGUCACGAGAUUGAGGAACAACGUGAGAAACUGAAACUGGCGAAGGAGACUAUUGGCAAGUUCAAAGAAGAAAUCAACAAAGUGCAGUUUGACAUCACGUGACUCCGAUUGUCAAAAUGUGCAAGUGAUAUGUUUUGUUAUUUUUGUACAAAUGAAGGCUUGAGUGGACUGUCCCUUUUACA